This is a messenger RNA of Cyprinodon variegatus (sheepshead minnow), 11232 nucleotides long. Its product is annotated as cytoplasmic dynein 2 heavy chain 1-like. Gene Ontology annotation, cellular component: dynein complex. The annotation marks the transcript as partial. Gene Ontology annotation, biological process: microtubule-based movement. NCBI's taxonomy places the organism in Eukaryota, Metazoa, Chordata, Actinopteri, Cyprinodontiformes, Cyprinodontidae. The transcript has 79 exons. The record is from RefSeq and is a predicted model, not a curated record. Gene Ontology annotation, molecular function: ATP hydrolysis activity; minus-end-directed microtubule motor activity; dynein light intermediate chain binding.
CAACCACGCUAGCAUUGAGAAAAGCUCCGUGGCAACGUUGUAGCAGAUAGCGCCUAUCCAUGGACUGAACUAUCUAACGCUGCGACCAUAGCACAGCGUUACCAAAGGAAAAGUAGUUCACAACUUUAAGCUGAAAGAUGCCCCCCGGUUCAGAUGACGCUCGGAAGAAGUUUGUUCUUACCACAGCUGGAAACUUCUUUGGUCUAAAGCCUUCAUCUUCUCUGGCUGACAACCAAGAGCUGAAUAACUUCUUGGACGAUGGAAAUGAAUUUAUCUUGUCUUUUACCAGGCAUGAUCAUGACCUUCGUCUGUCUAAUAAGAUCGAAGCUGUGGGUGACAGCGGAGAAAAGGUGUUGGUGUUCUUUAAACUGUAUCCCACAGUUAUUACAGAAGACAACCUAGAUAGGAGUCUUUUGGUGUCGUCCAUGUUGGAAUCUCCUAUUAACACCCUCUAUCAGUCUGUAAAGCAGGUUUUUGCACCUGUACUGCUUCAGGAUGAGCAGUGGCGCUCCGCUUUCGACCCUAAGCUCGCAAGUCUGCUAAAUGAGCUGGAAACGGGCCUUGGAUCUGUGGUUCGUCAAUCCGGAGCUAAACCUUUUGCCAAGAAGGGCCACACCGAAGAUGACAUCCUGGGAAUCUUGACUCCCAAUGAUGAGUUCCAGUUUUGGGCAGAUCUCUCUGAAUCUGCAGAGAAGAGCAGUGUGAGAGAAAGGGCAUCGUAUUUCACUGAGCAGUUCAAACUAAUACAAAAGGAGUAUGUUGGUCUUGAUAGCUUGUCCAUGUCAGACGUUGUGGAUCUGGUGGAACAGAGCAAAGAUGCCCUGGAUGACGUUUGGAGGCAGACAGAUUUCCAGCCCUAUCCAGAAACACGAAUGGUUCGGCUCCUAGACGUCAUUGGUGGAGCCUUGGGGCGGUAUGUCCAGAAGAAGCUGAGCGGUCUUAAGAUUUUUGAGGAGCCAUUUGUGCUGAUGAGAGAGAACCUCAGGGUUGGGGUUUCCAUCUGUGAGCAGUGGGUGGGAGCCUCUGAGCAUUUAACCGGACAGGUGUGGAAAAGAUAUGCUCCACAUCCCUGGGAAGGGCAAAAACACUGUCCACAAACCCUUCAAUGCCUUGCAAAGCGGCUCAAUGAGGUGGUGGCUCUCCGCAUGGUUCAUGAGAAACUGCUGUGUUUGCUACCAGGAGGAAAGCAGCAGGCUUUGACUGCAGAUCGGGUGUUUGAGCCUUUUUCUGGACUCAAUCCUGUACAUUACAACCCCUAUACUGAGCCCCUUUGGAGAGCAGCAGUGGUUCAGUUCGAGCGAGUAAUAGCUCCAUCAGAGCAGGAGGUUGCUGGCAGGCUAAAGAACUAUAUUGCUGAUGUGCAGGACAACCCACAACAGCUGCUGCAGGUUUUUCAGAAACAUAAGGAGUUAAUCAGACGCCCAACAAUCAGCAAAGAGCUCCAGUCGGAAAGAGAGAAGCUACUGGCUAAGCUUCUUGACUACAUCAAGGGCUUGAAGAAUGACUUUGAGAGUCGAUGCCACGGUGGCCCCGGAGACAAGAAUGGGCCCCUUACUGGAAGGAAUCUUCCUGAGGUGGUCAAUAAAAUUGUCUGGGUGCGACAUCUCGUACACAAGGUGGAAGACUCUGUCCGCAUUGCAGAGGCUCUGCUUUCAGACCUAUCUGGUUUCAAGGGCUUCCUACGUUUCUGCGAUGAUCUACUAGAAAUUUUGAGGGCGUAUGAACAGGAGCAAUUUGAAGACUGGUCCAGGGAUAUACUAUCUGGAUUGGCUGAUCCCAGAUCAGGGAUAAGUCUUCAGGCCAGUAACCGGGUCAUGGAGCUGGACCAUGUAGAUGGCAGGCUGAAGAUCCAGUACUCAGACAGAUUGGUUAGUCUGCUCAAGGAGGUCAGGCAGCUUUCAGCUCUGGGUUUUCCCAUCCCAGCCAAGAUACAGCAGGCGGCUAACACAGCCGACAAGUUUCACAGGCAGGCCAUUGUUCUGAAACAGGUAGCCCAUUUCUACAACACAAUCGACCAACAAAUGAUUCCUUCUCAGAGGCCCAUGAUGCUCAGUCUUGCAUUGGCCUUUGAGCAGGUCAUUAAGAACCACCGUUCCCAGUCAAAAGAAUCGGAUAGCAAACUCCAGAUCACCUGGGAUAAUCCAAAAGAGUUGGAGGUUUACAUUGGGAAGUUGCAGUCUGCUGCAGAGAAGCUUUCCACCGAGAACAGAAAGUUGCGAAGAUGGCACACUGAUUUCAUCGAUAAGGUGGUGACGCUCAUGAAUGUGGAUUUACUAAGACACCAGCAGCGAUGGAAAGAUGGCCUCCAGGAACUCCGCACUGGCUUCGCCACUCUGGAGGCUCAGGGCAUCAGGUGUGAUGACAUGCAGGCUUGGCGUCAGCACUGGAACCAUCAGCUCUACAAGGCUCUGGAACACCAGUAUCAGACUGGGCUAGAAGCUCUGAAUAAGAACUUGCCUGAGAUACAAAUCGAUCUGAUUUUCAAGCAGGGCCGUUUACAGUUUCGGCCGCCGUUCGAAGAGGUGCGAGCUCGAUACUUCAGAGAGAUGAAACGUUUCAUCUCCAUCCCAAAUCAGUUUAAAGGAGUCAGCAUCCCGGGGGAAGAGCUUAUCUUCAACAUAAUGAUCGACAGAAAUGCCUCUGGCUUCCUUACCAUUUUCAGCAAAGCUGAGGACCUCUUUAGCCGCCUGCAGGCUAUGCAAGAUAAGUUCAAGGAGUGGGUGGUGCUUGGCCAGGUUGAUUUAGAGAAGUUGGUGGGGAAGCAUCUCACUUCUGUGCAAGACUGGGAGAGAAAUUUCAAGGCCCUCAAAGCCAGAGGAAAAGAGUCAGAACGCCUCCCUAGUCAAGAGAAGGUAGACUGUAUUACAGUCAAUUGUGAGCCUGUAAAAACGACCAUCGAUGACCUGAUCCAGAGAUUGUUUGACAUGCUGCUCUUAUCACUAAAGAAAUCAAUACAAGGCCACACACAAUCCAUAGAAAGCUUCAUUUCAGAAUCAAUGGAAGUGCUCGCAACGCGACCAGAAAGCAUGGAGGAGAUUGCUGCUGCUACUGGCAAAUACAGCCAGAUUGUCGCUCGUAAGCCUGAAAUCUUGCCUGAGUUCCAGUUUGCUGAGGAGAAAAACCGUCUUCUCCGCACUGUGGCUGGUUCAGGUCUGGACUCAUUAUCCUCUCUGAGGGCCAAGUGGGAUAAACUAGAACUCGUCAUGGAGAGCCAUCAGCUCAUGAUAAAAGAUCAGGUGGAGGUGAUGCGAAAUCAUGCAUCUGCUCGUAUUAGUGCCUACAUGGCAGAUUUGGAGCGCUUCAAAGCCCGCUGGGACCAACUAAAGCCUAAAGAUGAGAUGCUUGAAACUGGUGAUCAUCCUGCCUUGCUUGCCUGCCUUCAGACCAUCAGAGACAAACAGCAGGAGUUCCAGGAGAUGGAGCUUAUACGCAACAAACUGCUUGAAGACUGUGCACAUUUUAAUUUGGAGCCUCCAGAUUUCUCUCUGGCAGAAGAGACAAAAAGAGACAUGGAUGAGCAUAGUCAGAUGUGGGGUCUGUAUGAGGAGUGGCACCAAGGCUUCACAGAAAAGGCCCAGGAGGAUUGGAUCACAUUCAGGAGUAAAACUUAUGUGUUUGAGGAGUUUCUCUUUGCAUGGCAAGACCGGUUGAGAAAACUAGAGAAACCAACAGUCAUGUCUGUUAAACUUCAGGGAGAAGUGGACAAAUACAAGAAUAUGGUACCUGUACUGAAGUAUGUUCGUGGAGAGCACCUUUCGCAGGACCAUUGGUUGGACAUGUUUCGUUUGCUGGGUCUACCCCGAGGGACCACCUUAGAGAGACUUACCUUUAAUGACCUCCUGGGAGUGGCACACACUAUCUCAGAGAAAGCGUUGGAGCUCAAGGAUCUGAACAGUCGUGCUCAGGCAGAGGUGUCCAUCCGAGAAGCCCUAAGGGAGCUGGAUCUGUGGGGCGCUGCGGCCAUUUUCACUCUCACUGAGUACACAGACAGUAGUGGGCGCACGCUAAGCCUGAUCAAAGACUGGAAGGAUAUCGUAAAUCAGGUGGGAGACAACCGCUGUCUGCUGCAGUCUCUGAAAGACUCGCCCUACUACCGCAGCUUCCAGGACAAGGUCAGCCUGUGGGAGGUUCGACUGUCAGACUUAGAUGAGUAUCUGCUCAAUCUCAAUGCCAUCCAGAGACGCUGGGUUUACCUGGAGCCUAUCUUUGGAAGAGGAGCAUUGCCUCGAGAGGAAACACGUUUUAAAAGGGUUGAUGAAGACUUCAGGUCUAUAAUGUCAGACAUCCAGAGAGACACCAGAGUAGUUUCUUUGAGCUCGCGGGCUGGCGUCAGAAACUCCCUGGUCAACCUACUGGAUCAGCUUCAGCGCUGUCAAAAGUCCCUAAAUGAGUUCCUAGAGGAGAAGCGUUCUGCUUUUCCACGGUUCUAUUUUAUUGGAGAUGAUGACCUCUUAGAAAUUCUUGGACAGGCAACCAACCCAACUGUCAUCCAGUCCCAUCUGAAGAAACUCUUUGCAGGCAUCCACAGUGUUUUGUUUGACGAACCACGGCAGAACAUUGUUGCAAUGUGUUCUUUAGAGGGAGAAGUAGUACAGCUAAGAAACGUUGUGCACAUCUCCAGCCUUGUUGAGGUUUGGCUGAGCGAGCUGGCCAUGGAAAUGAAGGAAACGCUGAAACAUCUGCUGAAUGAAUGUUUGUCUCUGGGCAGGAAAGGGGAGGUGGAUCCCUCACGUUACCCUUCACAGAUUCUCUGUUUGGCUGAGCAAAUUCAGUUUACUGACGAUGUGGAAAACGCUAUAAAAGAGCAAACUUUGCAUCAGCUGGAGUUGGAGCUUAACAGUAAACUGGAGCACUACACCACAGUGGAAACAAGUUCAGAUGAUCAUCCUAACACAGAGUCCAGUGUGCUGCAGCUGAAACUGAAAGCUUUGAUUUUGGAUAUCAUUCACAACAUCAGCGUGGUGAAACAGCUUAACCAGGCAGGUGUCACCAGAACUGACGACUGGGCCUGGAAGAAACAACUCCGCUUCUACAUGGGAACAGACAAAAGUUGCCACAUACAUAUGGUGGAUGCACAGUUUAGUUACACCUACGAAUACCAGGGGAAUGCUGCUAAGCUGGUGCACACUCCGCUGACAGAUAAGUGUUACCUGACUCUAACCCAGGCCAUGAAGAUGGGGCUCGGUGGGAAUCCCUAUGGGCCUGCUGGCACUGGCAAGACUGAAUCUGUCAAAGCUCUGGGUGGGCUCUUUGGACGCCAAGUGUUGGUUUUCAAUUGUGAUGAGGGUAUAGAUGUUAAGUCAAUGGGAAGAAUAUUUGUUGGGCUGGUGAAGUGUGGAGCGUGGGGCUGCUUCGAUGAGUUCAAUCGUUUAGAGGAAGCCGUGCUUUCUGCAGUUUCCAUGCAGAUUCAGGCCAUCCAAGCAUCCCUGAAACAUAACAAAAAAAACUGUGAGCUGUUGGGGAAGGAGGUGGAAUUGGACCCAAACUCUGGGGUUUUCAUCACUUUAAACCCUGCAGGGAAAGGCUACGGUGGGCGGCAGAAACUUCCAGACAACCUGAAGCAGCUGUUUAGGCCUGUAGCCAUGAGCCGACCCGACAAUGAGCUCAUAGCUGAAGUCAUCCUCUACUCUGAGGGCUUCAAAAAUGGAGAAGUACUGGGCCGUAAGCUGGUUGCAGUCUUCAAUCUGGCCAGGGAGUUGUUGACACCCCAGCAGCAUUAUGACUGGGGUUUACGGGCUCUGAAGACUGUGCUUAAAGCUUGUGGCUGUCUGCUGCAGCAGCAGAGGAAAGGUCAUGACAAGGAGAUGAUUCAGGAGAGUAAUAUGGUGGUGCAGGCAUUGAGAUUAAACACCAUGUCCAAGCUGACAUUUGCAGACAGCUCUCGGUUUGACGCCCUUGUCAGAGAUGUCUUCUCUGGGGUUAAUUUCACCGACGUUGAAGACCAGAUCCUGAUGGAUGCAUUAAAACAAGUCUAUCAGGAGGCACAGCUGGAACUUAUACCAAACCAGCUGAAGAAAGCCAUGGAGCUGAAUGAACAACUGAGGCAACGUAUGGGUGUAGUGAUCGUGGGGCCAAGCGGAGCAGGCAAGUCUACGCUGUGGAGAAUGCUAAGAGCUGCUCUCAACAUGACUGGCAAAGUGGUAAAACAUUACACAAUGAAUCCUAAAGCCAUGCCCAGACAGCAGCUUUUGGGACAUAUAGAUAUGGACACCAGAGAAUGGGCUGAUGGCGUUCUCACUCACAGCGCCAGGACUGUAGUCAGAGAACCACAAGAUGUGAAUUCCUGGAUAGUUUGCGAUGGAGACAUUGACCCUGAGUGGGUUGAAAGUCUAAACUCUGUGCUUGAUGACAACCGCUUGUUAACCAUGCCCAGUGGCGAGCGGAUCCAGUUUGGACCCAAUGUUAACUUUUUGUUUGAGACUCACGACCUGAGCUGCGCCUCUCCAGCAACAAUAUCCCGCAUGGGCAUGAUCUUCUUAAGUGAUGAGGACAUUGAUGUUGGUGCAUUGGUGAAGUCAUGGUUGAGGCGUCAGCCUGAGGAGUGUCGCAGUAACCUAGAAAACUGGCUGGGAGACUAUUUCCAAAGAGCGCUGGACUGGGUUCUGAAACAGAAUGACUUUGUGGUGGAAACUAGUCUGGUGGGCACAGUACUCAACACUUUAUCCCACCUCAAUGCUGUGUCUGAGAGGGGAGAGUUUAUUGUUGGACUUCUAAGAGGCAUUGGAGGAAACCUCAAUCUCAAAACACGAAACGAACUUGCUAAAGAGUUGCUGAGCUGGGCAAGAGAAAGCCCACCAGAUGCCAGAAAACCACUUGAUACCUUCUAUGAUUUUGACAGUGGCCAACUAGCAGCUUAUACAUUCCAGCGUCCUGAGGAUCUCAGCUUAGAACAGCUUUUUAACACACAUGUAUUACCUGUAAUAAAGACUCCGGGCAUGCAGAGAGGUCUGCACGGUUUCUCCCCAUGGCUCACUGCGCGGCACAGGCAGCCCUUCAUGGUGGUUGGACCUGAGGGCUGUGGAAAGGGCAUGCUUCUGCGCUAUGCAUUUGCUGGGCUGCGUUCCACACAAGUCGCAGUGGUUCACUGCAGCGCCCAGACCUCGUCUCGCCAUGUCCUCCAGAAGCUCAGCCAGACAUGUCUGCUGCUCAGCUCAAACACAGGCCGAGUUUUCCGACCUAAGGACUGCGAGAAUCUUGUCCUUUACCUGAAGGACAUCAACCUACCUAAACCAGACAAAUGGGGGACCAGUAACCUCAUCGCCUUUCUGCAGCAGAUUUUGACCUACAAGGGGUUUUAUGAUGAAAAUCUGGACUGGGUGAGCCUUGAGAACAUUCAGGUCGUUGCCUCCAUGUCAACAGGAGGGGCUGUCGGUACCCAUUCGCUCUCCUCCCGUUUCUCCUCAAUUGUACGCGUUUGUACCAUAGACUAUCCAGACAGAGAGCAGCUGCAAACCAUCUACUCAGCUUACCUUCAGCCUGUUCUCCAUCACAGUCUGGGAAACCAGGCUGCCUGGGCCAGCACUGGGAAAACACACCAGCUGGCAGGCUCUCUUGUCCAAGUCUAUGAACAGGUCAAAUUAAAGUUUACAGUGGAUGACCACAGUCACUACCUGUUUACACCUUGUGUCCUGACAGAAUGGGUUUUUAGCUUGCUGCGAUACGAUCUUACUGCAGCUCAAUCCAAUUUAACAGACAGCGUCUUGGAAGUGGUUGCUUAUGAAGCCCGGAGGCUGUUUAGAGACCGGCUGGUCUCUUCUAAAGACAUUCACAACUUCGACAACAUCCUGUCCUCCAUCAUUCGUGGAGACUGGGGGUCUGACGCUCUGGACAACAUGAGUGAUGGUUUCUAUGUGACAUGGGGAGCUUCCGAAGGGGCCGUCACGGCUCCAGGCCAGCCUCUGCCCCUUCAUGGGAAACAGCUUGGUCGUCUGAAUUCUGCUGAUUUGAAACAGGUUAUACAAAAGGGAGUUUCACUGUACAGUCGUGACAACAGAGAGCUUGACCUUCUACUGUUCUGGGAAGUGUGCGACUUUGUUUCCCGAGUGGAUCGCGUUCUAAGUCGGCCUGGUGGCUCUCUGCUUCUGGCGGGACGGAGCGGAGUGGGUCGGCACACUGCCGCCUGUCUGGUGUCACACAUGCAUGGAAACAUGUUGUUCACGCCUAAAAUCUCCCGUGGAUAUAACCUCAAAAAUUUCAGCAAUGACCUUAAAAUGGUGAUGCAGCUGGCGGGUCUGGAAGGUCAGCAGGUGGUUUUACUGUUGGAGGAUUACCAAUUUGUCCACCCAGCUUUCUUAGAGAUGGUAAACAGCCUGCUGUCCUCAGGUUGGUACACAUUGGCAACAUUGUUGAAAGUAGAAUUUCCAUCCUUGGAUCAAAGCUGAAAAAAGUGGUUUUAGACCAGAGGUAGUUUCUGUCCUCACUCUGACUCCUUUAAUAUUCCAAACUCAUGUCAUGUAGGAAUACAACAGAACCUCCACGUUGUCCUGAUUAUGGACUGCUCCAAUUCUAAUUUCACCAUCAACUGUGAAAGCAACCCGGCUUUCUACCGCAAGUGUUCAGUCCAGUGGAUGGAAGGAUGGUCAGAGAGCAGCAUGAAGAAGAUUCCUGAGCUAUUGCUGGCAAAACCAGAACCUGACGAGGUGGAGAAUAAAAACGAAAAGGCUACCAAGAGGAAAAGCACAGGGUCAGAAUUGGAAGACCUGGGUCGCUUGUUUCUAAUGGUCCACGAAUCGUGUAAAGAAAACGGUGCAACACCGAGCCAGUACAUGUCCUUCCUGCAUGUGUACAGAACGUUACACGGCCAAAAGCAAAACCAGCUUACAAGAAGACGGCAACAUCUUCAGGCAGGUGUGUCCAAGCUGAACGAGGCCAAAGCAUUGGUUGAUGACUUAAAGAGGCGGGCGGCUGAACAGAGUGCCCUGCUGAAAACCAAACAACAGGAGGCAGAUGCUGCCCUGCAGGAAAUCACCUCCUCCAUGCAGAACACCAGUGACCAGAAGACGGAAAUGGAAAAAAUUAAAGAGAAAAUGGCUCAUGAGAUGUCCAAGAUUGAAGAGAGAAAAGCCAAAAUAGACGACGAGUUAAAGGAAGUUCAACCUUUGGUAGAUGAAGCAAAGCGAGCUGUUGGAAACAUCAAGCCUGAAGCUCUGUCUGAGAUCCGUUCUCUCCGGAUGCCCCCUGAUGUCAUCAGAGACAUCCUUGAGGGCGUAUUAAGACUCAUGGGGGUCUUUGAUACCACCUGGGUCAGCAUGAAAAGCUUUCUGGCAAAGCGUGGCGUGAGGGAGGAUAUUGCUACGUUUGAUGCUCGAAACAUCACUCCAGAGAUCCGCCAGAGUGUGGAAGAGCUUCUCAACAGGAACAAGGCUUCGUUCGACCCUAAGAAUGCAAAGCGUGCAAGCGCAGCAGCUGCUCCUCUGGCUGCCUGGGUCAAAGCAAAUGUUCAGUACUCCUUUGUCCUGGAGAAAAUCGACCCACUGGAAAGGGAACAGGCUGGACUUCUGGAAAACCUUAAAAAAACAGAAGGGAGGAAAAAUAAGCUAGAGGACCAGCUCAACAAUGUUGGAGCCAAAGUCAACAAGUUGAAAGAGAAGUUUCAGCGUUACACUGCUGAGGCUGCAAAGCUGGAGGCUGAGGUGACUAAAGCUCAGGACACGAUCACUGCAGCCCAGCAGCUCAUAUCACAGCUGGACGGAGAACACACACGUUGGAAUGCACAGAUGUCUGAGAUACAGAGUGAGUUGGACACACUUCCUCUCAGGGCUCUGCUUGCUGCAGCCUUCAUCACCUACCUGUCUGCUGCUUCUGAAGACCGAAGGAGACACUGUCUGGAUACCUGGAUGGCUCAAUCUGGAUUACAGAAGUUCGACUUGCGUUUGUUCCUGUGCUCAGAGAGUGAACAGCUCAUAUGGAAGAGUCAAGGACUUCCAUCAGAUGACCUCUCCAUGGAAAAUGCUCUGGUUAUCCUGCAGAGUGUUGCCUGUCCAUUCCUGAUCGACCCAUCAUCUCGAGCCACAGAAUGGUUACGCACACAUCUUAAAGAACAGAGACUAGAGGUUAUUAACCAACAGGACAACAAUUUCAUGACAUCAGUGGAGCUGGCAGUAAGAUUUGGAAAAACACUUAUCAUCCAAGAGAUGGAUGGUGUCGAACCGGUGCUCUAUCCGCUGCUCAGGAAAGACCUCAUAGCUCAAGGUCCAAGGUAUGUGGUCCAGAUUGGGGACAAAGUUAUCGAUUACAACGAGGACUUCCGUCUCUUCCUUGCAACACGGAACCCCAGUCCCUUCAUCCCACCUGACGCCGCAUCAGUGGUCACAGAGGUCAACUUCACCACCACCAGGGCAGGGCUGCGGGGACAGCUGCUAGCCUUGACCAUCCAGCACGAGAAGCCUGAAUUAGAGACUGAGAAAACAAGACUGCUGCAACAAGAGGAGGACAAAAAGAUACAGCUGGCCCAGCUGGAAGAAUCUCUGUUAGAGACUCUGGCUACAGCUCAAGGUAAUAUUCUGGAGAACAGGGAGCUGAUUGACAGCUUAAACCAAACCAAGGCGAGCAGUGCCCUCAUCCAGGAGUCACUGGUGGAGUCGCACAGACUGCAGGCAUCUUUGGACCAGGAGAGGGAUGCCUACCUGCCCUUUGCAGAGAGUGCCAGCAAGAUGUAUUUUGUAAUCACAGACCUGUCAAAGAUCAACAACAUGUACUGCUUCAGUCUUGCUUCUUUUUUGCGCCUCUUUCAAAGAGCCCUUCAAUCCAAGAAGGAGGACCUAAAUACAGAGGCCAGAAUUUCUGCUUUGGAGAACAACUUGAAGAUUAUGGUGUAUGAAUAUGUCUGCCGUUCACUUUUCAAGGCCGACCAGCUGAUGUUUGCAAUGCAUUUUGUGAAAGGCAUGUACUCUGAACUCUUCCAAGAGAAUGAAUGGGAAGUUUUAAUUGGAUCCAUUGUUGGAGAAAUGUUCAAAAAAGAGGAGUUCCCUUCUUGGAUUGACCAGGAGAGACAUGCAGCGUUGGCCAUUUUGAAAACUACUUUUCCAACUCUGUACCAGACUCUGUGUUUGAGUGACUCAGACCUUUGGCUGUCCUUCAUGCAAAGCUCACAGUGUGAGCAGGAAAUCCCGUCUUCCAUCACCAGAAAGAUUAGUCUUUUCCAGCAGGUGCUGUUGGUUCAGGCCAUAAGACCUGACCGCCUGCAAAGCGCCAUGACUACCUUUGCCUCCCAAGCCCUUGGUAAGAAAUUUU